GGGGGGAAGGGUGAAAAUCGAGGAUAUAACCAUUUUUCUGGUGAAGCUUAAUUUGAUCGCAAGUGUACACCGUAUAUUUAUUGAGAUUUAUUUUCAUUCUCUCUUUAUUAGUUGUAGGUACAUAACGAAGGUAAAUACAAAGAUUAAUAGCUAACAGGUUGUCGUUUCCACCCUUUCUUUCGUUUUCACCCUUAACAAGGGGAGAAAGUGAUCGAUAAGUGCCCUUCGUAUAAGCACGUAAGAAAUAUCGUCCAAGUACCUGUUCGAUAAAUUUUCAUACCAAUAACAAGUAAAGUUUGUUAUAAACAUUCAAGUAAUUGACUAAUACCUAAUAGGGUAAUGGAUUCAUACGGAAAUUCUGGCGUUUAGUAUCAUUAGAUUUAAGGGUAAAACUCGCGCUUGGAGCUCUUGAGAUCUUUUUUUUUCAUGAACACUGUUAGAGUCAGCUCCAGGAUUCUCUCGCGAAAAAUGCUUCCUCGCGGAAGUUUUACUCUCAGAUGGACAGCUAGGUAGUUUAAGAAGGGCAACGUAGAAAGGCGAGGCAACCAUACCUGACUAUACUCGCUGUGAAUUUCCUCGAGUGGAGGGCAAAGUUUGAUUUUGCUGAGGGCGCACGCCCCGCUCCCAGCUGCACAACCGACUGGCCUUUAACCAGUCACGAACGGGUCUUCGUUCGUCACACUCUGACGAGAUGUGUUUAUAGUUCGUCGUUCAAUCUAUUUUUCCUCUGUUUCUCUUUUAUCGAGUGAAAACACUGUUAUCCCGGAUUACGUGUAUCUACCUAGUGAUCGCUUUCCCCUUUGUUCCUUUCGCCCAUCGUCGAAAGUGAUGUUGCUGGAAUCGAAGGACGUACUCUGUCUCAUAAUAUCGUGUUCGCGAUGAAUGAUCCUUGAUAGAUCAUUGAGGUGAAUCAAGAGAAUCAUUAAGAAGAAUGUCUAGGAUAUUAGAAGGGAUGGACGAAUGCCCCAUGGACCCGGGGCUGAAAUUUGACACCACUUGAAUGCAAAGAAAAAGGUACAAAUGAGCAGGACGCGGAAUGGGCACAUCCUGGCUUUUGGCCCUGCUUCCUGUGACGAUGACGACGAUGACAAUAAUGUCGUACAUCACCGUAACGACGGCUACUUCAACAUCGGUGCCGUCUAUUACUACGGCUACCAGCAACGAUAUUCUAGAUACAAAGAGGGCGGAUAUUGAGAAAGCUUUGGAUGUGAUCGAAGCGGCAUCAAUUGGAUCGUUGGGUGAAGAUUGUGCCACGACAGCUGGUUUUAAAUCUUUACCAGCUGCCGUAGCACUUGAUCCACGACGUUACGAUACUGCUCGCCAAAAAGCUGAUAUGACCGCUCUUAUGCUCCAAAAUCUUGGCACCAUCGGAGGAUCAAGGCAUAACGUGCUUUUAGAGGUGUUAGCGAAAUCUCUGCUGGUGUCCGUGAACGAUGCAGUAGAAACAAGAGUGAUGGCGUUAAAUGCAUCUACCGGUGCAGUGAUCAGCGCGGUUUGGUUGGAAAGAAAUCCAGCUAGUGUUGGAGAACCGUCAAAUGUUGAGAGUAAUGGACUCCAACCAGGAUCUAUACCAGAUCCAAAUUUGCCUUGGUUCGAAAAUGCUGGUACCACCACGGAAUUGAGGUCACCGAAAUUCAUGCAGUCACCGGCGAUUGAAUCCUACAGGGGUUGGUGGACCAUUCCGUACUUUUCCUGUAAAAGCCAUCGAUGGUUGAUCUCGUACAGCGUUAAUAUACGACCACCGGAUGCUCGUCAUGGAAUUCGAGAAUUUUUAAGCGUGGAUAUUGACAUCAGUGGAUUAGAAGUAAAUCAGUGCGAUGUAUCAUCGCAAACUAGCGCAAACGAAGCUUUAAGUAAUCAAAUAGCAUCUUUUAAAGGCACACAUAAAUGUCAUAACGACACUACACGGUGCGAAUAUCAAAGUCCUGGUAACCGUAUUAAUCAAAAUGGAGUGGGUGCUGGAUGGGUUAAGGGUGCAUACAUAUGCAAAUGUCGAAAGGGUUAUUAUAGCACUAAUCAGCAUCAAUCUGGUUUCGAUGGAAUUCUCGUCGAAGCUGCUUGGAAAGAGAUGCAAGAAAACAUAAGCGACUCGUAUGUGACAGAAUUUCGAUGUAUGCGUUGUGCACCAGGAUGCUCGAAGUGCAAAGGGCCCGAGCCUUGUUUAGCUACUUACAACUGGCCCUUCCGAAUCACCCUUUUGUCAUUCUCCAUUUUCUGUGUGUUCGGUACCAUCGUUUUGGUGGCCUAUAUGUAUCAACACCGUAAGCUUAAAGUGUUCAAGGUCGCUUCGCCGAUAUUUCUAUCCAUUACGCUUUUGGGUUGUGCUAUUAUGUAUCUUGAAAUGGCUGCCAUAUUUCCCGUUUUGGAUAUGUAUUCUUGUAUCGCGACCAAGUGGACGAGACAUCUUGGCUUUUGUAUUUCUUACACGGCGUUGUUGAUGAAAACAUGGCGAGUUUCUCUCACGUAUCGUGUCAAGAGCGCGCACAAAGUCAAGCUUACGGAUAAACAAUUGCUACAAUGGAUGGUUCCAAUAUUAUUAGUAAUGUUAAUUUAUCUUGGCACAUGGACAUUGAGCUCACCACCGUAUGCCGAAGUGAUAGCCGACAAUUAUGGUCUGAAAUUCUACCAAUGUUCGUUCAACUGGUGGGAUCACAGUUUAGCAAUCGGGGAAAUUCUGUUUCUUGCAUGGGGAAUUAAAGUGUGUUACAAUGUUCGCAACGCGGAAAGUCUCUUCAACGAGGCCCGUUUGAUAAGCUACGCAAUUUAUAACAUAGCCGCUGUGAAUAUAACUAUGAUCGCCAUUCACCUUUUCAUUUUCCCUCAUGCCGGACCAGACAUCAAGUAUCUGUUGGGAUUUUUACGCACACAACUUUCAACCUCUGUAACCGUGUUUCUUGUAUUUGCACCUAAGGUAAUUCGUGUUUCGUUGUUUCUCUCGAGCUUGGAUAAUUUCAGGAAAUUUCAGGUGACUCGAGUAUUACGAGGGCAAGGUGAUCAAUGGGAUAGUCGUGCCAGAGGUCGGGGUGUCACCGCUAGUUUCUCGUUGAAUGGAAUCGGUUUGGUGUCCGAGGAGACGACAGACUUGCAUCAAGAAAACGAGGAGCUUAAGGAGGAGAUUCAAAAACUGGCAGCCCAAAUAGAAUUUAUGAAAAUCGUCCACAUGGAGAUGUACAAUCGCCAUAUUAAAUCGAAAGCCGGUGGAUACUUUAGCACCCAUGGUCAUGGGCAUACUCAUCCAUCCUCGGCUCAAAGUCCAAUAGCGAAAAGCUCGACGGCCAGUUUUAUAUUGAAACAGACAGCCGUGGAACGAGGAGCUAGCGCGGCCGCGGCUGCCGCGGUCGAAGACUCAACUUUCCCUUCUGGAAGUUUGCAUCGAGCGCGUCGAAUGGAGAUCCUGAAGGAACGGAAGGCGGAAAGGGAAAGGGAACGGGAUAAAGGAAAGGAGAAAGAGAAAGAGAGAAGGGAGAGGGAACAGAAGAGAGAGAAAGAAGAAGAAAAGGAAAAACAAGAGGGUGCUGCACGCGAGGAAACCGUCGAAGAGAGCGGAGAGAAGGUCUGACUAGUGCUAAAUAGCAAUGAGGUAAGAUCAAUUUCUUUAUUUAGAUGGGCCUUCCUAUUUGGCAAACCUGGGCCAAUGAAUAUUUCAUGAAUUUUCUUGCUCGAUGUUGUUUCAUUGUCAGUAAUAAUGAACUUAUUUCAUUUUAUCAGGAACAUAGAAAUGUUUAUCAGAAUUAAUAUUCUGGUAUUCAGUUUAAUGAACGCCAUAAUGACAAUAAUUUUAUUGUUGUUUGAAUAUCGUCCACAGAUAUGGUUAUGACAAACUCAGAAUAUAAAGAAGAAUAUGAAACGUAAGUGUGUUCGUGGAAAGAGAAGGUUCAAGAAAAGAGGUAAAUUCACAGGGUAUUCUCUAAUGCAGGCCUGGGCAACUCGUACCCUUAAAAUGAAAAUUACUUAAUUUCUCUCUUACUGCCUUAUUUUAGCUAGGGGUGGGUAUUAACGCAGAAUUUUUUUUUUUUUUUUUUAAUUAUUUAUGAUUUCUAUGAAUGAACAAAAGUUGUCCUCUAAGGGGUUUUAAUCGUUUAUAUUUACCCUAAGGGCAUCGAAUUGCCCAGGCCUGUUCUAAUGGAUACAAGACACCCAGUGUUCGAACGACUCAAAGGACUUCAAUCAUUAAAUAGUAAAUAGAUUAAAUCUGUACGUAUAUAAUUGUCAUUCGUUUAUGGUGGCAGUAACUCCAUUAGCUUUAUCGUCAAAUAUUUAUGUUCACACCAAACAAGAAAUGUUUGAUGAUUAACGAGAAUAAGAGACGUGAUUAACAGGGAUAAUUAAAAAUAAUCUUCAUUAUUUUCAAUGUUACUAAUAAUUUAUCAAUAAUAGGUAUCGGUAUUCUAUUUUUUCGUCAUUGAAAACAUCAUCCUUAAUUACCUUGAUUAAAUACCUAAUGAAUAAUGAAGUAAUGUGAUUUCUCAAAUGAUAAUUAGUAUAAUCAACUUCGUUAAAUAGAAGAAAAAAAAAAAACAAAUAAAGAUUGUUACUUUGCAAUUGUUCUUGGUUUGCGUCUGUAACAAGCACGAUUUUCUGCUGAAUUUUACUCGUGUAACACAAAAUGAAUUUGUGUCAAUAAAUAAGCAAAACCAUAUCAUAGAGUAUACCGAAUCAAAACUGAUAAUAUUACAUUGUUAAACUUAUAAAGUUACUCGAUCGCUGAAUACAUUUCUAAACAACUAUUUGGAAAUUAAACAUUCUAUUUGUUUAAUAUUUAGUACAGGAACAAAAUAUAAACUCCAAUUCAAUUACACAACAAUUUUUUCUCUUUUUAUUUCAAUCAUUAACAUUAUAAAUAGACUGUAUGAAUGAUAUUCGUAUCAAAAAAAUAAAAAUUAGACGUAAACCAAGAGAAAGAGAGAGGCAUAAGAUAGCUGAAAGUAAAUAAAAAAAAAAAAAAAGAAAAUAUUAAAAAAACUCGUUAUAUCGCACAAAAUAUCAAUAAGUAUCGAGAGCACGUACAGCAUUUUAUUACAUGAUUGGAGUAUGAAAAUUUACUUGGAUAUAUCUCAAAGAAAAAAAAAAGCACACGCAUUUUAUACGACAAUAAGAUACGAUUUAAGGUACUUUAUUGUUACUAGCGCAAAAAGAUCGAAUAUAAUUUUUCUUUUUCGUUCGUUGACUAUUUCGAUCGUCAGUUGCAAUUAGAUAACGAAAAAUUUCGUGAAUGCCCUUAUGGCAAUUUUAUAUUUCGAAAUGAACAACCUGGAUCUCUUCUGGGUCCAUCCCUAUAUUAAAAAUUACUAUAAAACGUGUGAAAGCUUGAUAGGAUAUUGGUAAAAAAAAAAAAAAAAGUAUUCGACAAGAAUUGCUACAGGAAUGGGACAAUUCUUGAAUAGGAAUGUUGUACUGUGUUUUGAAACAUAACAACGUUAUAAAUUCGUUUCAAUAUUCAAUUGUUCCACAUCUUUUGAUGGGUUUUAUGGUUCAUCAGCAGACAUUGCUGUUUGAGCGAUUUGAAAGAAAAAAGAAAGGGAAAUAAUGAACUUUUAUUGAAGAUAUAAAAUUUGUACAAUAAUUUGUAUAUGUAUAUAUAUUUUUGGACAAAAUUACUGUAUAUCGUUGUUCAAAAUUUAUGGGAUAUAUGAAAGCUAUAUGUAUACAGGGUGGAUCACGCAAUUGUUUCAGGUCAUAACUUCGUUAUUAAUGGAUUCACGAAAAAAUUAUCUUUAUCUGGCAUUUUUUCGUGAAUGCACUAAUAAAAAUUGUUGUGACCUGAAACAAUUGCAUGGCCCACCCUGUACAUAUAUAUAUGACUGAUAAUUAUCAUUAUUUUACAUUGUUACAUCUUUUGUGUACAAAUGAUUACUGUUUAGCAAAAGAUGUGAAUUUCGAUGAAGAAACGUAGCCUUAAGUCAAUGUGAGGAUCGUUCAGAUUGAAUUAUAUCUUGAGAAAUAGAAAUAAAUGUUUCUUUUCUUUUUUUUUUGUAUUUGUAGGUAGAACGGAUAUAGUAUAAAUAAAUAGAAAGACGUUCGUUGAAAAUAGCAAAAAUCGUUACCGCUUUAAAGAAGGCUUAGAAUAGGCUUUAAAGUGAUAGUUGGUGGAAUCGAUGAAAAAUUACGGUUGAAAAAAUAAAACUAAAUGGUCGCUUGAAAUUUCAAAUUUCAUAUACUCGUUAUGCGGUAUGUAAUAUUAAAAUGUAAAUCGUAUACAAAAGCAACGUUUCCGAGAAGUUGGACAGAUAAAUGAUUAAUUUUUUAUUUUUAAUUUACCACUUGCAGGAAGUAUCAAUAACGAGAUAAAGUUAGGUAAAAACUAAUAUAAAAUCAGAUCUGGCAGAAAUCAUUGACUAGGACGUUUUUCCAAAAAUAUCCAUCUUUGAUACAAGUGUUGUAAAUUGUAAUUAAUUAGGAAAUGAAGAAAAUGAAAAAACGAAGAACAAUCGUGCUUUUGAUGUUGUUAUUGUAAUCUGAAUGAGCGUUAGUUAAAAGAAAAAAAGACAUUUUAAAAGUGAAUCAAAGUUUAAGGAGAAAUCACUGGCCGAUCGUGAACUUUUUUUACUUCCGGUAUCAGACGCAUUCAGGCUAAUAUAUGCAGCUUAACAUUACGUAAAUCGCAAAUCAUUAAUGAAGAGAAAGUAUAUGAUUAAUUGCUAAGCGAAAUGAAAUACAUAUACAUAUAUACGUAUAUACAUCCCUGACUUUCCCACUGGAUCCCUGAGAAAACAGUUUGUGUACAAGUGAAAAACAUAUUUGUAAAAAUAUAAUGUAUGUCGAUAAAUAUAAUGAUAA
Molecule: messenger RNA, 6777 nt
Organism: Osmia lignaria (orchard mason bee)
Lineage: Eukaryota; Metazoa; Arthropoda; Insecta; Hymenoptera; Megachilidae
Product: putative G-protein coupled receptor CG31760
Biological process (GO): G protein-coupled receptor signaling pathway
Cellular component (GO): membrane
Molecular function (GO): G protein-coupled receptor activity
Source: RefSeq, a predicted model, not a curated record